Molecule: messenger RNA, 3262 nt
Organism: Anarrhichthys ocellatus (wolf-eel)
Lineage: Eukaryota; Metazoa; Chordata; Actinopteri; Perciformes; Anarhichadidae
Gene: slc12a3
Product: solute carrier family 12 member 3
Exons: 26
Coding region: 1-3096 (1031 amino acids)
Biological process (GO): chloride transmembrane transport; potassium ion import across plasma membrane; sodium ion transmembrane transport
Cellular component (GO): apical plasma membrane
Molecular function (GO): sodium:potassium:chloride symporter activity
Source: RefSeq, a predicted model, not a curated record
AUGGAGUCACCAGAAACCAGCAGCGGUGUUCACCUGGCUGCAUACAGACCCACACUUCCUCCGUCAGUAGUCAAUGCGAAGGCAACAGCUGGAGGGUUUGAUGAGUCGGGCUACUAUCACUGCUAUGGUGAUGGGAGCAGUGUAGCAUCUCAUGGAUCUGAUGCUCUAACUGGCUAUGAGACUCUGGACGCCCCGCCACACUAUGACUUCUACGCCAACACAGAGGUGUUCGGCCGACAGAGGCGCUUCAGGCCAUCUCUGUACCAGCUGUAUGCCAACCCUGAGGUUGAUUCCAGACCUCCGUUGUAUGAGGAGACAACAGCUGAACAGACAAGAGGAGAAGACAGCUCAGAGGAAGGCGAGGAGGAGCAGGAGGAGCAGAAGGAGCCACCACCUGAACCUCCCCGCUUUGGCUGGGUACAGGGAGUCAUGAUCCGUUGCAUGUUAAACAUCUGGGGGGUGAUCUUGUACUUGAGGUUGCCUUGGAUCACUGCUCAAGCUGGUAUCGGUCUGACCUGGGUGAUUAUCCUGCUGUCCUCCUGUAUAACUGGGAUCACUGGUCUCUCAACCUCAGCCAUCGCUACCAAUGGCAAGGUCAAAGGAGGUGGAACUUACUUUCUGAUCAGUCGCAGCCUCGGUCCAGAGCUGGGUGGGUCCAUUGGUCUGAUCUUUGCUUUUGCCAAUGCUGUAGCUGUGGCCAUGCACACUGUGGGCUUUGCUGAGACCGUUACAGACCUCAUGUAUGAGAAUGGAGCUGUCAUGGUGGACCGAAUCAAUGACAUCCGCAUCAUUGGCAUCAUUACAGUCACAUGUCUACUGGGUAUCUCACUGGCUGGCAUGACGUGGGAGUCAAAGGCGCAGGUUUUGUUCUUCCUGGUCAUCAUGGUGUCAUUUGUCAGUUACGUUGUUGGAACGAUCACUCCUGCUUCACCACAGAAACAAGCCAAGGGUUUCUUCAGCUACAGAGCUGAUAUCUUUGCUGCCAACUUUGUACCUGGCUGGCGGGGACCAGAGGGCAGUUUCUUUGGCAUGUUCUCCAUUUUCUUCCCCUCCGCCACCGGCAUUCUGGCAGGAGCUAACAUCUCAGGAGAUCUGAAGAAUCCAACAGUGGCAAUCCCCAAAGGAACACUAAUGGCAAUAUUCUGGACCACCAUUUCUUACCUCAUCAUCUCUGCAACCAUAGGAUCUUGUGUGUUGCGGGAUGCGUCUGGCCUGUUAAACGACACCCUGUCACCGUCCUCAUCCCGUCAGGAUUGUGUUGGUUUAGCUUGUCAAUAUGGAUGGGACUUCACUGAGUGUAUCAAUAACACAUGCACCUAUGGCAUCAGUAAUUACUAUCAGUCGAUGAGCCUGGUGUCAGCUUUCGCCCCUCUCAUCACUGCUGGUAUAUUUGGAGCGACACUCUCUUCUGCUUUGGCCUGCCUGGUGUCUGCUCCCAAGGUCUUCCAGUGUCUGUGUAAGGACAAACUCUACCCUCUCAUCGGCAUCUUUGGGAAAGGUUACGGCAAGAAUGAUGAACCGCUCAGAGGCUACCUGCUAACGUACAUCAUCGCUGCCUGCUUCAUUCUCAUUGCCGAGUUGAACACCAUCGCUCCCAUCAUCUCCAACUUCUUCCUCUGCUCAUACUCUCUUAUCAACUUCAGCUGCUUCCAUGCCUCAAUCACCAACUCACCAGGUUGGCGUCCAUCCUUCAGGUUCUACAGUAAGUGGCUGUCGUUGCUGGGCGCUGUGGUUUGUGUAGUUAUCAUGUUCUUGCUGACUUGGUGGGCAGCCCUCAUUGCCUUUGGCGUCGUCUUCCUCCUUUUGGGAUACACACUCUACAAGAAGCCUGCUGUAAACUGGGGCUCCUCAGUUCAGGCAAGCUCCUACAACAUUGCUCUGAGCCAGUGUGUCGGUCUCAACCAUGUGGAGGACCAUGUCAAGAACUACAGACCCCAGUGUUUGGUGCUAACAGGUCCUCCCAGCAGUCGUCCAGCUCUGGUGGAUCUUGUCACCUGUUUCACAAAGGAUCUUAGUCUCAUGAUUUGUGGCAAUGUAGUCACCGCUGGUUCCUCCCAAUCAGCAGUGGAAAAGGCGAGCAGCGACAGUCAUGUUACCUGGUUGAACCAACGGAGGGUCAAGUCAUUCUACAGAGGUGUGGUGGCUACAGAGCUUCGAUCAGGAGUCAACAUGCUGCUACAGGGGGCAGGUUUGGGUCGUAUUAAGCCAAAUGUUUUACUGAUGGGAUUCAAGAAAGGCUGCUGCAGUGAAACACCUCAGGCUGCACACAACUACAUCGGAAUACUACAUGAUGCAUUCGACCUGCAGUACGGCGUGUGCAUACUGAGACUGAAGGAGGCACUGGAUGUCUCUCGUUCAUUUCAAUCAGAUGUUAAUCCAGGUUUAGAUGGACGAGAGGAGAGUAUAAACACCGUUUCUGCCCCUUCCCGCCUACAAACAACAAAUACAUCUUCGGUCCCCGUUGAAGCAGAGCCUCAGCAUAGUACGGUGUUCCAGAAAAAACAAGGAAAGAAAACCAUCGAUGUGUACUGGCUGUCUGAUGAUGGAGGUCUGACCCUGCUGCUGCCCUACCUGCUGACUCGGAGGAAGCGUUGGGCCAGAUGUAAGGUCCGCGUGUUUGUGGGGGGAGAUGCAGACAAAAGGGAAGAGCAGAGAGAGGAGGUGUUGGCACUGAUCAAGAAGUUUCGUCUUGGUUUCCAUGAUGUUGAAGUGCUUCCUGACAUCUACCAGAACCCCCAGCCUGCAAGUGUUCAUCGGUUUGAGAACAUGGUGGGUCGCUUCAGACUGGAUACAAAUCCCAAACAGGACUCUGAUUCUGGGCCACCAGGACAGCAGGCGGAGCAGUGGAUGAUCACCGACCAGGAUUUAGAGAGGAACAAGGCCAAGUCUCUCCGUCAAAUUCGUCUAAAUGAGGUUCUGCAGGAUUACUCCAGAGAAGCUGCUCUGAUUGUGAUCACCAUGCCAGUAGGGAUGAGAGGAGUGUGUCCCAAUACUCUCUACCUGGCGUGGUUGGACUUCUUGUCACAUGAUCUGAGACCUCCAGUCAUGUUGGUCCGAGGAAACCAGGAAAAUGUCCUCACCUUCUACUGCCAAUGAGAUGUCUCCUUGAGACCAAUAAUCAGAUACUGACUCAUUAACUCACCAACAUGAUAUUUCAUCUUGAUUUAGACAUGUCAAUGCCUUGAUGACUGUUGAUCAUCUAAUCCUGUAAUUAAUGUAUGAUUCAUGUGUCAUGUAAUUACAAUGUUCUGGGCCUUUAAUU